Messenger RNA from Parathielavia appendiculata, 618 nucleotides. RefSeq lists its product as uncharacterized. Lineage: Eukaryota; Fungi; Ascomycota; Sordariomycetes; Sordariales; Chaetomiaceae. Bases 1 to 618 code for a protein of 205 amino acids. The transcript has 3 exons. The record is from RefSeq and is a predicted model, not a curated record.
AUGGCGCUCAUUCUCACGCUGCUUGCGGCCAUUCCCAUCUUGGCGGUGGGUAUUCUGCUGAAACAGGCCGUGUUUACAUUGUCGGUCUUACGGGCGAAUAAGAAAGACAGGGAGAAGGCGAGGGCUAUGAGCUCGUCGAUGGGGUUAAGCACCAUCCUAUGCGGGUUCAGAGUCUCCGUCGCCGUCCUCGACCGCUUUUUCGAAGCCAACGGCGUCAUGCCGACCUUUGGGCCCGCACUCGGCAUUCAUCCGCACCAAACUGGCCGCCACCCCGGCGGGCGCCGCCGACACCCACAACCAAAAUACGCGCAGUUGCAUCCUCAACAGAGAGGGAAACCUCAUGGCGACGCACGUCUACGUCCAUACGCCUACGUCAUGGUGUUUUGCCAGCGACAGAUCUACGUCGCGCGCGAGUUGCCAGACCAGACCCCGCCGGGCUUCGCAGAGCUGCGCAGCGAGAUCCUAGGGUUCGCCAACGAGGACGAGGAAGGCCUGCUGCGGGUCGCGGAUGUGCAGCCUGCCGGCACCGGGGAGGGACAAGUUCGGCGGGCAUGCUGUUUAUCGUCGUCACGGACGAGCGCGGGUAUCCAUAGAAGGGUCCUUUUCUGCGCGAGGUGA